GUCAUCGAGCUUUGCAACUACACCGUUUUAGAGAGAUACAUAUAUUUUCUCUAUGAUGUUUUCACGUUCAGUCGCCUUACGGAAAGGGAAUAUCCAUAGUCCAACAGAAUUCGCAGAUCCUUCCAAUUAUGCCGUCAAGGCCUAAAUCUAGGGUUUCUACAUAGUAUCCUAGGCACCAUAUAGGACAUCGUGACCCGAAAGCCCGAUUGAAGCUACUGAUGCAGCGCGGAGUGGUUGUCGCAAUUGAUGGUGGUAUGCCUACAGAACGUUCUACUAUGUAACUCAAACUAAAAGAUUCCCCGGGUCUUAAGCCCGUUACGUCCGAGUGAAGUAUAUAGAGAUACCUGGUAUAUAACUAAGUCCGAUAGCUUCACGUCUAAACCGUUAGUUCAUACUAUCACUACUUUCUAUAUCUUCAUACAGCUACUUCGAUAUAAGAAGUCUUUAUAAUGUCGUAUUCUAAGUGCUGCCUCAAGGGUUUCCAAUGGAGCGGAACUCCAUGCGGGAAGACCGGGAAGAUCGCCGAUCUCAAUACUUACAUCGCGGGUGACAACGCCGACGCUGCCGUGCUGCUCAUCCACGAUGUUUUCGGUUGGACUUUUCCCAACUUACGUCUGCUAGCGGACCACUUUGCUCGCGAGAUCAACGCGACUGUCUAUCUUCCUGACUUCUUCGACGGUGAAGUCAUCGAGCCCACUCCAGCCAUCUUAUCCGGAGACUUCAGUGGUUACGACUUCGCAGGCUUUAUGGUACGAAACUCCCGCCAGGCCCGAGAGCCGGAGAUCUUUGCCGUCGCGAAGGCCCUGCGUCAGAAGUACAAGAAAAUUGGCGCUAUCGGCUAUUGUUUCGGAGGAUGGGGUGUAUUUCGACUGGGAGCCAAAGAGCACAACCCCCCUCUAGUCGACUGUAUCUCAACUGGACAUCCGUCUUUGUUAACUAAGAAGGAUAUCGACGAGGUCGCAGUCCCCGUGCAGCUUCUAGCCCCCGAGCACGACCCUAUAUAUUCCGAGGAGCUGAAGAGUUACACCUUUGAAAAGGUUCCUAAGCUGGGAAUCGAGUUCGAUUAUCGCCACUAUCCGGGCGUGGCGCAUGGCGCUCUUGUCCGCGGUAGCGAUGAGGAGCCUGGCGAGCUAUUGGCUAUGGUUAGGGCAAAGAAUGACGCUGUAAACUGGUUCAACCAGUUCUUACACGAGCCGUAGGUUGACUGUUCGGGCUACGAUCAAGACUGACAUCACAACUGAAUGUAACCAAUACUCUUAUACUAGAGACGUGG
Messenger RNA from Daldinia decipiens, 1273 nucleotides. Its product is annotated as dienelactone hydrolase family protein. The record is from RefSeq and is a predicted model, not a curated record. NCBI's taxonomy places the organism in Eukaryota, Fungi, Ascomycota, Sordariomycetes, Xylariales, Hypoxylaceae. Gene Ontology annotation, molecular function: hydrolase activity. The transcript has a single exon. Bases 450 to 1199 code for a protein of 249 amino acids.